GCACGCAGACGUAUCCGCCUUAGAGUGUAACGUUCAAUGCCAUCAUCAAUCUCUCUGUAACUCUCUGCUCUUUCUCUGAGAGGAUGUUACCCAGGUCGAACGACGUCGUUUGGACGCGAAGCGACGCCGUUUCCUGGUCGAAGAACAGCAACGACAACAGGUUUGGUGAUGGCGGCGUUGAUGGUGAGAGGACGAGUUCGGUGUCUGCGUUGAAGGCCAUUGUUGAGGAGGAGUGGUUGGUGAGCGGUGUCGAAAUGAAAGGAAAUUUGGUGUCUCAGAGUCAGAGCGGAGCGGUGAAUUCACUGUUGCAUCCAAUGGACUGCUCGUCGUCGUGCUCGCCGGCGUCGGCGUUUGGUCUGGACCCGGCCUUUCAGGGCAAAUCUUGCUUGUCCUCGAUGGUUUGUGGGUACCCAUUUGAUGGCUCUUUUGAUUUGGUAUGUGACCCGGGGUUUCUUGAGCCGAUACCCGAAAUUCAGGCUCCGAGUUCGAGUUCUUUGAUGGGUUUCAACGAUUUGGCUUCGCAGCCCCUGAUGGGUGCUUCAAAUCUGGGCUCGAAUUCGCAGUUUCCGGCUACCCAUUUGGCGGGAAACGGCGGGAGUGCGGCCACCGGUGGGUUUAAUCCAUCGGGUUUUGAGGGUUUUGUGGGGAGUUCUCUGUUUGUGGACAGGUGUAAGGUGUUGAAACCGCUCGAGAACUUCCCUUCAGUUGGGUCACAGCCCACGCUGUUCCAGAAGAGAGCGAUUCUCCGGCGAAAUUCGACAGAAAGAGCGGGGAAUUAUGGAGUUUCGGGCCAAGAAGGCAGUGCAAUUCCGGUUAGAGUUGCCGGAGAAGAUAAGGGUAAGAGGCCGGUGGUGGAAGAAGAAAUGGACAAGAUGAGAAAGGACAAGAGCAAUGAUGAGGAUGAUAUGGACGAAGCCAGCAUUGCUCGGUCCGGUUUGAUAUACGAUUCUGAUGAUGCAAUUGAGAACCACAAGGUGGAGGAGACUGCAAAUGAUGGUGGAGACAACUCAAAUUUGAAUGGAUCUUCCAUUGGAGGAGAUCGAAAAGGGAAGAAAAAGGGGCUGCCGGCGAAGAAUUUGAUGGCUGAGAGGCGCCGGAGAAAGAAGCUGAACGAUAGGCUCUACAUGCUGAGGUCUGUUGUUCCAAAGAUCAGCAAGAUGGAUAGAGCUUCAAUCCUGGCGGAUGCUAUUGAGUACUUGAAGGAGUUACUGCAGAGGAUCAACGACCUCCAGAAUGAACUGGAGUCUAUCACACCUCAAUCUUUAUUGCAGCCUACUUCAAGUUUCCAGCCAUUGACACCAACUAUUCCUACCUUGCCCUGCCGUGUUAGGGAGGAAAUCUGCCCGGGCUCAUUGCCAAGUCCUAAUAGUCAGCCAAGGGUUGAAGUGAGGCAAAGAGAAGGGGGAGCUGUCAACAUCCACAUGUUUUGUGCUCGUAGACCCGGCCUUUUGCUCUCUGCCAUGAGAGCUUUGGAUGGCCUUGGGCUAGACGUUCAACAGGCGGUCAUCAGCUGUUUCAAUGGGUUUGCUCUGGAUGUCUUCCAAGCUGAGCAAUCCAAGGAAGGUUUGGAGGUCCUGCCUGAGCAAAUUAAAGCUGUACUUUUGAACAUAGCCGGCUUCCAUGGUGUGAUGUAGCUUUUGCAUGGAUCGGAAGGACUCGGUACAGGCAUCAGUCAAUGGGUAUUCCAACUGUAAAACUUAUCACAUUCUCAUUUCCAUGGGUAAAUGUUGUUCUUAACAGGUUUGUACAUAGCAUUGUGGUAGAGUAGUGGUGAAGUGUUGUGUUGAAGCGGUCUGUAGAUAGAAUUGUAUUACUGAAGUUUUAUUGCCUUUUUCAGGCAUUUGAAUCACAGGAUAUAGUGGGUUAUUUCCUAUUUUA
Molecule: messenger RNA, 1878 nt
Organism: Vitis riparia (riverbank grape)
Lineage: Eukaryota; Viridiplantae; Streptophyta; Magnoliopsida; Vitales; Vitaceae
Product: transcription factor ICE1-like
Exons: 4
Coding region: 84-1634 (516 amino acids)
Biological process (GO): regulation of DNA-templated transcription
Cellular component (GO): nucleus
Molecular function (GO): DNA-binding transcription factor activity; protein dimerization activity; sequence-specific DNA binding
Source: RefSeq, a predicted model, not a curated record